This is a messenger RNA of Arthroderma uncinatum, 576 nucleotides long. RefSeq names its product HHE domain-containing protein. The transcript has 2 exons. Bases 1 to 576 code for a protein of 191 amino acids. The record is from RefSeq and is a predicted model, not a curated record. Lineage: Eukaryota; Fungi; Ascomycota; Eurotiomycetes; Onygenales; Arthrodermataceae.
AUGGCGAAGAUUUCUGAUACUAUAAAAUCAGACCAUCGAGCAAUCAAGGAAUGUUACGACAAGAUUGUCAACUCAUCUAAUUACGAGCAGCAAGUGCGAUACCAAAAUCAAUUCACCUGGGAAUUAGCCCGCCACUCCAUUGGAGAGGAGCUCGUUGUUUACCCUGCCUUUGAAGAACAUCUUGAAAAUGGAAAAGCAAUGGCAGAUAAAGAUCGUGAGGAGCAUCAAGUUGUAAAAGAACAGCUCAAAGCUUUUCAAGGCAUGAAGCCUUCAGAUCCAAAUUUCCAAUCCACGAUCAAAAGCUUGAUGGACAAACUCUCCCAGCACAUCCGUGAAGAAGAACAAGAGGAUCUAGUCAAACUCGAAAAUAGUCUUGCGAAUAACGAGAGUGAGGCGCUUGCCACCUCUUUUAAAAGAACUAAGGCAUUCGUCCCUAGCCGGCCCCAUCCAAGCGCCCCGAACAAUCCUCCCUUUGAAACUGCAGUUGGUCUCCUGACCGCCCCAAUCGACCAUCUGGCUGAUAUAUUCCGUAAAUUCCCCGAUCACAAAGUCAGCCCCAAUCCGUCGACCAAAUGA